AUGACGGAAGCUCCAUGGGCCGGGGUAAACCCCAGCGACCUGCACAUCAUUCUUGUCACCGGUGCGAACAGCGGCGUUGGCUUAGGCAUCAGUCAGCGACUCAUCGACGACUUCCUUUCUACCAAACCCCUCUCGUCACACUUGAUACUCUUGCCGACUACCCGAUCGGCCAGAAAGUCUAGCGAAACCAUCUACGCCUUGCGCGAGUACCUGCACGGUGCUGCGACAACUUCUCCGAAAGCUCGCGCGCAUGCGGGCAUCAACUACGAUCCAGAGGAUGCAAUUGGCCGCGUGCACAUCCUGAGCGUUCAGGUUGACCUAUGCGAUCUACACUCGAUCUACACGGCGGCCGACCAGCUCGUAUACGGAACCAUCAGCGAUCCGACGGGCGUCCUUCCCGAUGUCAAAAUUCCAAAGCUCGAUGCCGCCCUCUUCAAUGCCGGUAUUGGCGGAUGGUCUGGCCUAAAUUGGUUUGGACUCUUUGGGCAGAUUCUCCGGAGGGGCAUCCCGCAAGCAACGACCUAUCCGACAUUCAAGUUGGCCUAUCCCACAGUGAUGCUUGACACCAAGAAGCUGCUGGGUCCUGUCGAGGCCAAGACCGAGCCACCACCGCUAGCGGAAGUCUUUACAGCCAACACGUUCGGCCACUACCUCUUGGCGCACGAACUCAUGCCUCUUCUGUCACGCAACGAUGUCAGGGAAGAGCCUGGCCGCAUCGUCUUUACAAGCUCUAUAGAUGCUGAACACGAGCAUCUGUCAUUCAAAUACUUUCAGGCCGAGCGAGAAACACCGCCGUACGAGAGCAGCAAGCGGAUAACAGACGUCAUCACACUUACCGCCACCCUCCCAUCGGUCGAACCUCUGACCAGGCAAUUUUUCCAAGUGCCAGAAAGCUCAUCCUCAACGACUUCCAAGAAAAACCCGACCGUGCGGCCGAAGCUCUACGUCACCCAUCCGGGCAUCGUGUGCACGCCGAUCUUCCCGCUCAACUUUGUCCUCUUCUUCUUCUACCGCCUCACCAUGUACGUGGCGCGCAUGCUCGGCUCGCCCUGGCACGUCGUCACCACCUACCUCGGCGGCUGCGCGGCCGCCUGGCUCGGCCUCGAGUCCCAGUCCGUCCUCGACGCGCAGUCCGCACACCUCGCCAAGUGGGGGUCCGCGAUCGCCCCGUUCGGCGGCGGCGGCGCCCAGCCCAAGAUGUCCGAGGUCGACGGCUGGGGGUGGCAGGGGGAAAUUGAGAACGCCGACGCCCUCGCGGCCGAGCCGGCCACGGGCAUGCAGCGCAAGCUCAAGGGCCGCAAGUGGGACGCCGUCACCCUCACGCCCGAGAGGCGCGAGCAGUUUGAGCAGGACGGCCGGGCGUGCUGGACCGAGCUCGAGAGGCUGCGCGGCGAGUGGGAGCGGGCGCUGGGCAGGACGCCUGGCGAUCAUCUUCCGGCCAAGCAGCACAAGAUCUGA
This is a messenger RNA of Microdochium trichocladiopsis, 1458 nucleotides long. RefSeq names its product 3-ketosteroid reductase. Gene Ontology annotation, biological process: ergosterol biosynthetic process. Gene Ontology annotation, cellular component: endoplasmic reticulum membrane; lipid droplet; mitochondrial outer membrane. NCBI's taxonomy places the organism in Eukaryota, Fungi, Ascomycota, Sordariomycetes, Xylariales, Microdochiaceae. Gene Ontology annotation, molecular function: 3-beta-hydroxysteroid 3-dehydrogenase (NADP+) activity. The coding region runs from base 1 to 1458 and encodes 485 amino acids. The transcript has 2 exons. The record is from RefSeq and is a predicted model, not a curated record.